GUCAUCGUACAAGACGUGGGGCACAUUUACCAAAACCACUACCAUCACCAUCAUCAUAGUGACAGUUACAACACAACAAUAUGUGUAUGAGUGAAAAAUAUUAACUUUUAUUCUGGAAACAAGACAAACUGUGUGACCAAAACGAAAAAGAUAUGAGUUUACCAGGAAGUGGAAUGGACAUGUCUGCACUAAUGUCCCAACAUCCAGUGCUGGGUGCAAUUCCACCAGCGUUUUUCCUACGCGCUUCUGAAAGAUACCAGCGCACACCAAAAUGUGCCCGAUGCCGGAAUCACGGGGUUGUCAGCGCGUUGAAAGGUCACAAGCGUUAUUGCAGAUGGCGUGACUGUGCCUGCGCGAAAUGCACCCUGAUUGCUGAACGGCAACGUGUCAUGGCCGCACAGGUGGCGCUGCGUAGACAACAAGCACAGGAAGAAAAUGAAGCCAGAGAAUUAGGUUUGCUUUUUCCUGCUCCAGCACCACCAGAUACUCCACCGUCGGAAACAGCAAAUUCUUCCAAUUUAGGCAUGAGUCCAACCAGCGCGAAUGCAAAUGCUAACGAAAAUGGUUCACAAUCCUAUCCGGAUCAGAUGGGGAUGUCACCGACGGGUAGCACAAGUCCAAAUUUAAAACGAACAAAACUGGAAGAUGAUUCCGAUUCGGAAGAAGAUUCAACUCGCAUCACUCCCAAACGUCGUAAUUCUUCCUCACCGACAUUAGCAAUGCCACAAACAUUCAAAGAUCACACCGCUGCACCCAACACUCCAUCACCUGAACCUCCACAACGUGAACGCCGCUCACCAAGUCGCGACCUGGAUGUUGAAGAUGACAACUCAUCAGAAGCACCUGAAAAUCUUUCUUUAAAAAAAGAAAGUCCGCCGAGUCCAAACUCCACCAUGCCAAACCCAUUCAAUCAACCUUAUCUACCUUACCAUCAUCCAAACUUCCCACCACAAUUCUCACCAUUCCAUCACUUUGCAAAUGCACAUGCCAAUGCACAACGGUCACCAGUUGAUGUCCUUCUACGUGUAUUCCCUGGAAGACGUCGUAGUGACGUUGAAGCAAUUUUACAACGCUGCAAAGGAGAUGUACUACAAGCAAUGGAAGCAAUGGUUUCCGGAGCGCAGGAACCCGACCAGGGAUGUCCCACACCAUCGGCAUUCUCACCUCUUGGACCUCCAAACAGUUUUCAUCGUUUUUCACCAUCCAGGAGAUUUCUAUCCGCGCCAUAUGCAGGAACCGGGUAUCUAUCCACUGUAAUCCGCCCACCUCAAGAAUAUGGUCUACCAAUGGUCCAUCCUGACCUCUACAGCGCUGGAGACAAAACCACCGCGUCUUCUCCAGCCUCCAACACCGGAUCCGAUAAAACAUCUUACUCGGAAUAGCAAUUUGGAAGGUGGUAGGUUAAAAAUCACACCGGCUGUUUAUAAUUUAGUAUUUUAAGGGUGAGCAAGUA
Messenger RNA from Dalotia coriaria, 1453 nucleotides. RefSeq names its product doublesex- and mab-3-related transcription factor A2-like. Gene Ontology annotation, cellular component: nucleus. NCBI's taxonomy places the organism in Eukaryota, Metazoa, Arthropoda, Insecta, Coleoptera, Staphylinidae. Gene Ontology annotation, molecular function: RNA polymerase II cis-regulatory region sequence-specific DNA binding; protein binding; DNA-binding transcription factor activity, RNA polymerase II-specific. Gene Ontology annotation, biological process: regulation of transcription by RNA polymerase II; sex differentiation. The record is from RefSeq and is a predicted model, not a curated record. The coding region runs from base 153 to 1382 and encodes 409 amino acids. The transcript is spliced from 2 exons.